This is a messenger RNA of Pelobates fuscus (common spadefoot toad), 1247 nucleotides long. Its product is annotated as aquaporin-4-like. Gene Ontology annotation, biological process: transmembrane transport; water transport. The record is from RefSeq and is a predicted model, not a curated record. Gene Ontology annotation, cellular component: plasma membrane. The transcript has 5 exons. Lineage: Eukaryota; Metazoa; Chordata; Amphibia; Anura; Pelobatidae. Gene Ontology annotation, molecular function: water channel activity. The coding region runs from base 83 to 898 and encodes 271 amino acids.
GGACUAUAUUAUGAUAUUUGAAGGCAUCUGAAUAAAUUUGUGGUAUUUUCCCCAUCUGAAUCUCUGGGUAUACUACAGCAGGAUGGUUAUCAAAGAGGAACUGAGGAGACGUCGUUUCUGGCGUUCAGUGUUGGCAGAGACUUUAGGAACGUUUAUGCUGGUUUCUGUUGUAUUAGGAGCCUCUUGUUUGGGAACACAACAAACGCAUUCCUUGGCUCCAGCACUAGCAGCUGGGCUAUCAGUUGUGAGCUUGAUUCAGUGUUUUGGAGAGAUCAGCGGCGCUCAAUUUAAUCCAGCCAUAACAUCUGCUCUAGUGUGUGCCCGGAAAUUAGACCUACUCCAUGGAUUAGCCUUUGCUGUAGCUCAAUGUCUUGGUGCUCUGUGUUCGUCUGCUAUUUUCUAUGUAUGUGUUCCAACAUAUAUGAGCAAUCAGUUUGUCACAAGAGUGAACAGUGAAGGUAAUGCUGCACAGGCUCUGGGCAUGGAAAUAAUGUCCACAUUCCAACUAGCAUUCACAAUCUUUGCAGUGGAUGAUCGCAAACGGAGAGAUACUACAGAGUCAGGGAGUCUUGCCAUUGGCUUCUCUCUCACUGCAGGGGCUACCGCGGCGGGUCAUUUUUCUGGUGGCAGUAUGAACCCAGCCCGAUCACUAGGCCCAGCUGUUGUCACAGGGAUUUGGGAAAAUCAUUGGGUCUACUGGAUUGGACCAGUGAUGGGUGCAUUUUUGGCUGGUGCCUCUUAUGAGUUCUUCUUCGCAUCCAGUGCUUCACGAGAGAAACUAGUUGCUUGCCUAACUUGUAAGGACAUUGAAAUGGUGGAAACAGCAAGUGUAUCACGCUCAUCCCUUUCUAUUGCCACACGUACCAGACAAUCUGAUCGUAAACAGGAACAUACUUGACCGGAUGUGUUGCAGACAACAGAGUGCACAAGCUCUUUCUGGGCAUGUACAACUCAUAUUCAUUGUAAUACGUGGGGUUUGAUUUACAUUUCAAUUGAAUAUAACAGAAUUUUGUAUUUCACAUAGCCCAGUUUUCCCACACAUUUGUAUAUUGUAUUUAAAAAUUCUAGGUAAUCAUAUCUAUUUGUUAUGUUGCAAUUUUGACUGCAUUUUGUUUCAAUGUAAUUUUUAUUGAAAUGAUCAUAGAAAGAAAAAAUAUAAUCACAGUUUGAUGACACACAAAGCUACUAGGGACAAAGGAGCAAAGCACAAAAAGCGGCCAGAGUGGGCAAGGUCCCCAAAUAUGUAA